This is a messenger RNA of Taeniopygia guttata (zebra finch), 1098 nucleotides long. RefSeq lists its product as uncharacterized. Gene Ontology annotation, biological process: innate immune response; antibacterial humoral response. Lineage: Eukaryota; Metazoa; Chordata; Aves; Passeriformes; Estrildidae. Gene Ontology annotation, cellular component: extracellular region. The record is from RefSeq and is a predicted model, not a curated record. Gene Ontology annotation, molecular function: serine-type endopeptidase inhibitor activity.
AGGAGCUGGGUGAGCAGCAGCAGAGCUGAGCCACAACCCUGUCUGCAUUGCCGGCUCCUCCCGGCCUCGGGGCAUCAGCGACCCAGGCCAGGGCUCCUCUCAAGCUCAUGGCUGUGGCCGAGGCGGUGCGAGGUGAGUGUGAGCAGGGUCGGGCCAUGCCCCGUUCCCGGCGCACUCGCUCCUGUGGCAAGCGGUACCGCUUCAUCCCGGGGCCGAUCGCCAGGCAGGGCCGUGGAGCCCCGGCGGGCUCGGUGUGGGGCUGCCCGGGGUCCGGCGUGCGGGGCCGUGCCCAGGGGCGCUCGGCUGCUGUUCCUGCCGGGCGAGUUCUCGGCAUGGCCGCCCAGUCUCCUCGAGGCUCCCCCUCCCUGGUCGGCAGCCAGCAGCAGCAGAUACCUGAUACUCGGGUUGUGCAAGCGCGAAGGGGGAGCCUGGCCCUGCCCGGCCCUUGGGAGCCACCCGGAAGGCCGAGCCCGCCGGCCCCACCUGGAGAGGAGCUUAAAGGCCGGCCGGGCGGCCCCAGCGCAGCCGGUUCCUGCACCAUGCCCGCGGCCCGCAGCGUCCUCAUCUUGGCGGGGCUCCUGGCUCUCUGGGCAGAGCUGCUGGCAGCAUCCGCCCAGAAUGACACCACGAAAGCCGGCGUGUGCCCGAGCCCGGCGCUGGAUGCGGUGAACUGCACGGUGGGGUGCCAGUCCGAUGGCGACUGCGAGAGCACCCUCAAGUGCUGCCCGGCAGCCUGCGGCAAGGCCUGCCAGAAGCCUGACGAGAAGCCUGGCACCUGCCCACCCGUGAACCCGGGCAUCCCCAUGCUGGGUGUCUGCACCAACCAGUGCAAGACCGAUGCCAACUGCUCCGGGAUCCAGAAGUGUUGCAGGAAUGGCUGUGGCAAGGUCUCCUGUGUGACACCCAUCCACUGAGGUGCAGAUGCCUCCUGCCAGCUCAGCCACAGGGAAGCUGCUGCCCGAUGCCCAUCCCACAUGCCCUGGCCGUGGCCCUGCACCAUCCCCCUGGCUUGGAGCCUUCAGCCUCAGUUUUCUCCCUGGGGUUCUCUGCUCAGGGCAAGCCCCCUGCACUCUCUCCAAUAAAGCAGCUUCUUCCUGA